AUGUCUCAUUACUCCUAUAAAUCAUGCGAAGGUACGAGCAAAUUGUUUCAAGCGAUGUUUCCUGACAGUCGGAUCGCGAGUCAGUUUACAUGCGGAGAAAAGAAAUGUGCAUACUUGGUCUGUUUUGGGCUCGCUCCACACUUCAAACAACUUUUGAAGGACGUUGUGAAAAAAGAAGAAGCUUAUGUACUUAUGUUUGACGAGAGCCUGAAUAGCGUGUGCCAGUCAAAGCAAAUGGAUAUUCACAUUCGUUCAUGGAAUCAUGACAAACACGAAGUUGAAAGUCGCUAUUAUACCUCAGUGUUUAUGGGGCAUGGAACAGCAGAGGACAUGCUUUCUCAUUUUCGUUCAGGCAUAGAAGGAAUUCCUCUCAAAAAAGUUUAUCAGGUAGGAUGCAACUCUCGUUAUGUUUGGGUAAUCCAUGAAAUUGUUUGCAAGAUAUGCUUCUUUGAAGUUGUAUUAUUUCUUACCCUCAAUUAUCGACAUUUCGAAAUAGGCAAUAGCACAAACUUAGUCUUCACACAAUUACCUAAUUUCAAUUAUUCUUUGUCAUAUUGCCACUCUUUUGAAAGACCUAUGUCUUGCCAUUAUUAAAAAGGUGUGAUCAAAUUGGAAUCAAUUAUAUUUUUUCAUGACUGGCAUUUAAUUUCAUCGUUCGCCGGCGAACGAUAAUUACAAGAAGUUGCGUUAAAUUUUUUUUAACAUGAAAAUCUUUCAAUGUCUGUUAUUAUUUUGCUGUAGAAGGGCGAAAGAUGCAAGAUUACUUAAUCUAAUUUAUUGCAUGUAAUAUAAAUUGUGCGUUCACAAUUUAGCCAAUGUUCAAAAAGCGAUCCAAAAAUUGUAAAAUUAAAUAGAAAUGAAAACACCUUACUUGGUUUUCUGCCCUUUAAGGUCUAAAUAAAUCAACACUCUUUCAUUGCAAAUCUUCACAAUUCCAAUGCAUCCAUGACUAGUUCACUUCGUGUCUAGGUGGACAAUGACACGAACUCUGGGACGUAAUGCAAGUACUAAAUUAAAUAAUCUGUUUCCCUUUCAAUAUUACAAGGAAUGUUUUCUCUCAUACUAGUUGUCAAUGGAUGGACCCAACGUUAAUUGGAAAUUUUACAGUAUGCUGACUGAUGAGGCAAAAAGGGAGCAUAAUAGUCACAUGCUGAACAUUGGCAGCUGUGGUUUACACAUUCUUCAUGGAGCAUUCAAGGAUGGUGCUGUGGCAUCAGGAUGGCAGUUAGACAGGUUGUUCUCCAGCCUUCACUGCUUUUUUUCAGGACAGUCCGGCAAGGAGAGAGGACUACACCAAAGUAACAGGAAACUCACUGUUUGCUUUGAAGUUCUGCAAACAUAGGUGGUUGGAGAAUGUCUUGGUUGCAGAACGUACACAGAGUAUGUGGGACAGUGUUGUCAAGUAUGUUCAGAGUGCAAGGGCAGGAAAAGUUCCACAGCCACAGAAUAAAUCCUUUGAAACUGUACAAGAGUUUGUUGCAGAUCCCUUUACGACUGCAAAAGUCGCUUUCUUCCUAUCAGUAGCCAAGCAAGUGACACCGUUUUUGACACUCUAUCAAACCGACAAGCCUAUGCUUCCUUUCCUGGCUACAGACCUGUACAGCAUGCUUGGGGGAUUAAUGAGAAGAUUUAUUAAGACCACUGUUAUCAGUGAAGCCAAAACCCCAUUGAAGCUUACAAAACUUGACCCUGCUGACUCCAGCAUUCAUGCCUCUCAUUCCAAGAUUGACCUGGGGUUUACAGCUGACAAGAAGAUCAAGGAGUCGAUUGCAAAGUCCACAGUUUCAGAGAAAAGAGUGCUUCAGUUUCAGAUGGAAUGCAAGGAGUUCCUUAUGAAAGUAGUUUGCAAACUGAUUGCCAAAGCACCAAUUCAGUAUUCCCUUGUAAGGAAUAUAAAUUGCUUAGAUCCAAGAAACAUGAUGAGUGACCAUGAUGUUUCCAUCACAAAAUUCAAGAGAGUUUUGACUACCCUUGAAAAUGCCAAGAAAGUCCCGGAAGGUGAAUGUGAUUCCCUUUUGGAACUAUUUAGACAAUUC
Messenger RNA from Pocillopora meandrina, 2036 nucleotides. The record is from the annotation of a GenBank genome assembly. Lineage: Eukaryota; Metazoa; Cnidaria; Anthozoa; Scleractinia; Pocilloporidae.